Messenger RNA from Pyricularia oryzae 70-15, 309 nucleotides. RefSeq lists its product as uncharacterized. Bases 1 to 309 code for a protein of 102 amino acids. NCBI's taxonomy places the organism in Eukaryota, Fungi, Ascomycota, Sordariomycetes, Magnaporthales, Pyriculariaceae. The transcript has 4 exons. The record is from RefSeq and is a predicted model, not a curated record.
AUGUACAUUUAUGCGGUACAAACCACGGAGCCGAUCAUUGCGGGGAAGGCGCCGGAUCCCGGUCGGCCUGCCGACGGCAGGACGGGCCAGAAGAAGUUUGAUUUGGCGAAUCCCGGCGCACACAAUACAACCAUAACACAGGUAAAAUCACACUCGGGGGCCACCCCAAUCCAGCUGGCUGAACGGAAAAAAGCAUUUUCCGCUGAGCCACAGGGUUCAGAGGGUCCAGAGAUGCAGAUGGAGGCUGAAAGGUUGAUAUUGCUUUUCAUAUAUUCAGGGUCCACCGGGUACGGAAUACUCCGUCCCUAG